Candoia aspera is the source of this 5851-nucleotide messenger RNA. RefSeq names its product BCL9 like (gene BCL9L). The coding region runs from base 164 to 4090 and encodes 1308 amino acids. Gene Ontology annotation, biological process: negative regulation of transforming growth factor beta receptor signaling pathway; positive regulation of transcription by RNA polymerase II; canonical Wnt signaling pathway. Gene Ontology annotation, cellular component: beta-catenin-TCF complex. Lineage: Eukaryota; Metazoa; Chordata; Lepidosauria; Squamata; Candoiidae. The record is from RefSeq and is a predicted model, not a curated record. Gene Ontology annotation, molecular function: beta-catenin binding; transcription coactivator activity. The transcript has 8 exons.
CGGACCGGAGCCGCGGGCGCCGCGCCUCCCUCUCCGCGCGGCCGAGGGGAGCUCGCGACGGCCUCCCCCGAGCAGGAGGCUUUUGGCGGGAAUCGCCAGUGGUGGACAGAGCAGAGACACGGAGCUUCCUCCAGGGCCGCUGCCGGAAGCUUUAGCCGGUCAAAUGCACCCUGACAGUAAAUUGGCCAGCCAUGGAAAGACAGGCGAGGCAGCCCCCCGAAGCAAGAGGCGCUGCGUGCUGGAGAGGAAGCAGCCCUACAGCGGGGACGAGUGGUGCUCCGGACCAGAGAGUGAGGAUGAUGACAAGCCCCUGGGCAGCACCCACAAUUGCCACGUAGCUGAGCCAGCGAUGAGCUCUGGCACACAGCUGGGCCCAGGAUCCAACCCUCUGCCGGCCCUGAGUGAGAGCAAUGCCUCUGGCGCACCCCAUGGCCCAGCCCCCGGCCUGCGGUCAGAAACUGGAGGGAAGCAGGCCCUGCAGGUGGUCUACGUCUUCACCACACACCUCGCCAACACGGCUGCAGAGGCUGUCCUUCAAGGCCGAGCAGACUCCAUUCUGGGCUACCAUCAGCAGCAUGUACCCCGGGCAAAGCUGGACCAGCUGGCCCCUCUCCCGAAGAUGCCGGUGGCGGCAGCAGUUGAGCCCCUGCCGAUCAACCUGUCUCCUGCCGGCACCCCCCAGGGACAGCCAGCCCUGCCCCCAAGCAGCCAGGCUCAGGGACAGCCCCCGGGGCCCCCCGCCCUUGGGCUCGGCCAAGGGCCCCUCUCUUCUGGCAGCGCUCUCCCCCUGGAGGGGGCUCCUGAGGAGGCUGGCCAGGACCUGACGCCCAACUCCGUGGGAAACAGCAGCAACAGCAGCAGCUCCACAGCCCCCGGCAGCGCCCACCCCAGCACGCCCACCGCGCCCAGCUCCUUGCCAGCCAGCACCACGGAGGGCUUGCUGGGGGAGGGGGCCAGUGCAGGUCCACAUGCGGCAGGGAACGGGCCCCGUGGCCCUCUGAACACGGAGGGCCUCUCCAAGGAGCAGCUGGAGCACCGGGAGCGCUCUCUGCAGACCCUGCGGGACAUUGAACGUCUACUCUUGCGCGGCAGCGAGGCCGAGCCCUUCCUCAAGGGCGGACCAGGGCCCGGGGAAGGGGCUGUCCUGCCCCCCCAGGCCGCGGCUCCCCCCCCUCCGCAGGCGCCUCUCUCCGGGGCCGGCCUGAAGAAGUAUGAGGAGCCCCUACAGUCCAUGAUAUCGCAGACACAGAGCCUGGGGGGCCCAGGCCUUGAGCAGGAGGGGCCAGUGCCCCCCGGGGUGGACCUGGGCCAGCCGAUGAACGUGGUGCUGCAGCGCCUGGGCCAGGAUGGCCUCACCCCCGAGCAGGCGGCUUGGCGCAAGCUGCAGGAGGAGUACUACGAGGAGAAGCGCCGCAAGGAGGAGCAGGCUGGCCUGCACGGGGGACGGCCCCUGCAGGAGGCGAUGCUGGCCCAGCCCCUGGCGGGCGUGGUGCUUCGGGGGCCCCCGCCGCCCUACCACAGCAGGCCCGGGGAGCAGUGGCUCCUGCGGGGGGCGCCCCUGGACGUUCAGGAGCAGCUGCGGCCCUCCUUCCCCGGCCCCUCCCGCUUCCCCGGUGGCCACGUCCAGAGAGGUUUUGCAGGGAUGCCGAGCCUGUCACUGGAGCCCCUUGGCCCGGGGGGCGGCGGGCCCCGCCCUGUGCGGCCCAGCUUGCCGUGGGGCGAGGAAAUGCCCCUGGGGGGGCCAGGGCAUUUUGCCCCCGGGGGCCUCCCGUAUCCCCCAGGGCAGGGUGAGGCUGAGCGCUUCCUCACCCCCCGGGCACGUGAGGAGCUGCUGCGGCACCCGCUGCUGGAGAAGAGGCAGGGGUCACUGGGGCUGGAGAUGGAGCGUGUCUUGCCAGCCCACCGGCAGGUGGAGCCCACCAUGUUUGCCGGUGAAGGCCUGGGCCUGGAGUUCGGGGGGGCCCGGGCCCUGAUGAGUCCCCCGCCACCACUGCAAGAGGUGGAGCCGAGCACCUUGGCUGCCCCUGCCAAUCUCAACAUGAACGUGAACAUGAACAUGAACAUGAACAUGAACUUGAAUGUGCAGAUGACUCCGCAGCAGCAGCAGCAGCAGCAAAUGAUGCUGGCCCAAAAGGCACGUGGGCCGGAAUUGGUGCCCUCCGAGGAAAUGGCCCGAGGGCGUGCCCCGAAUGGCACGGGGGCCAUGAUGGGAGGGCCCCCGAAGAUGGUGAUGGGCUCGCCUUUCUCGGGCCUGGGACAGCCGCCGCUGCCGCAGCAGGGCUUCUCCACGAUGCAGGGCCCGUACCAGCCUGUGCCGCAGGAGAUGGGGAGCACACCUGACCUGUUUGGCCCAGAGCAGGGGAACAUGGUCGGCACCCCACGGCUCAGCCAUGUUCCCCUGCCCCCCAGCACCAGCGCGUCUGCCACAAACAUGCAUCCGGCCCCUGUCAGGGGCCUGGGCCGCCGCCCUUCAGAUCUGGCCCUCAACGUGGGACAGAUGAACUCCCCCGGCGUGGGCCGCCUCAAGUCUCCAACCCUCAGCCAGGCACAUUCCCCCCUGGGUGCUUCCCCUUCUGCAAACCUCAAGUCCCCACAGACACCUUCUGCCCUGGUCGGCCUGCCAGCUGCCGCCGCUGCCAGUGCCCCCCUCAAGUCACCCCAGGUCCUCGGCUCCGUGCUCAACGUCCGCUCCCCGACUGGUUCGCCCGGCCAUCUCAAGUCGCCCUCCAUGGUGGUCUCCUCUCCAGGAUGGGCACCCUCGCCCAAAGCUGGCCUUUCCAGCCCUGGCAAGCCCACCCUUGCAAUGAGCAACUCUGCCCCCUUGGGCCACCUUGAGCAAGAUCCACCCCCAUCCCAGAACCCCUUAUCACUUAUGAUGUCCCAGAUGUCCAAAUACGCCAUGCCCAGUUCCACGCCACUCUACCACAAUGCCAUCAAGACCAUCGCCACCUCGGACGACGAGCUGCUCCCUGACCGGCCUAUGCUCCCACCUGGGACAAUGUCUGGCAUGGGAGGAAACCAGCCCAACCCGAUGCACGUGAACUCUGUGGGGACGGCCCCUGCUCCGAGCCCCAUGGGCCUGAGCCUCCCUGGACAGCAGCUGCUCUCCCAAGAAGUGGCAGUACCUCCAAUGUCUUCGCCGAGCCCCCUGGGUGCCAGCCUCCCCAUGCACAGCGGUGCUCCUGUGCAGAACCCAAUGAUGUUGCCCCCUGGCCCCCCAGACGCCCUUGGCCAGCCCUGCGGCCCUUCUGGUCAGUUGGUAUUUCCACCACGUCUGCAGCAGCCCCCCAGCAAUGGGGGCGGCAUCCCAAUGGCCCCAGGAGGGGCAGUUGGGCCCGGGUUGCAGCAGCCGCCCCCGCCACCACAGCAGCACUAUCCGCCCAGCUUGGGGCUCCCUCCAGAGGAGCUGCCCCCCCAACAGGUGGGCCCCGUGGCCCCGCCUCCACCACAGCGCAUGGCUGGGAGACUGCCUGAGCCCUACCCCCCCGUGCUUCCCGGAGUCGCCUCGGUGCUGAGCGACCCAGAGCUGAGCGACGUGAUCCGCCCCACGCCCACGGGCAUCCCAGAAUUCGAUCUGUCCCGCAUCAUCCCUUCGGAGAAGCCCAGCAGCACGCUGCAGUACUUUCCCAAAGGGGAGGGCCAGGGAGUCAAGGCCCUGCCCCCCUCCAACCUGCACCUGGUGAACUUGCAGAACAUGAUGGCGGAGCAGGGCCCGGCUCGGCCCAGCCCACAAGGCGUGCAGCGUGGAAUGGCCAUGUGCCAUCCUGGACAGAUGCCCGUGCUGGGCAGGACAGGCCUGCCCCCCCAGCAGACCAUGGUGGGCAGCAGUUUGCACCAAGGCCUGAUGCUGCCCCAGCAGAACCUCGUGGCCCAGCAGAACUUCCUGCUCAUGCAAGCCAAGCAGCGCAGCAUGUCCGUCUCUGGGGAGAUGUACGGGCAGCCCGGGCAUCUGAUCUCCCCACAGGGCUCACUCAUGGGCCCUCCAUCCCAGCAGAACCUUGUGGUCUCCAUGCGGCAGCGCAGCGUCUCCCUGGACGGCCAGAUGAGCUAUGGCCCCGGAGCCGGCAGCAUGGCCAACCUGCCCUUCUAAGGACUUCCUCAGCGUGGGAUGUGCCUCCUUUGCUUUGCUUUCCAAGGCCAUCCAACGGGCAGGAGGGUGGGGUGGUGUAAAUAGGUUUGGGGGAGCAGCAGCCAGCUCAGAGUAGACAAAGCCUGUCUUGGGAAGGAAAAAGUGGAGCCUCUCGACCGCCUUCCUUGGCGCCAGAUGGGUGCCCCACCCGGAGGAGCUGCCCACCUCUCUCCCUCCCUGAUGCAGAGUGGAGCCUGUGCCCUGGCUGCCCACAGUGGCCGGCUGCACCCAGGCUGGGGCUGAGACACGGCCUGAGGAGGGAAAUUUCCUCUCCCCGUUGCUCGAGCCCCCAUCCCCCACUCAGGUCUCCUCAUAGGACGGCCCCAAACCCCAUAGCCAGGUGGGGUGGUGUUCCCCACCGUGCUAUGGAUGGGUCCCCCUCCCUGGGCGUUAAUGGCCAGAGCAGGAACUAAGUGUGGGGUUUCCCCUCGUUGUUGGGCACCCAUUCCUCAACUUGGUGUUUUUUGUUUUUUGUUUGGUAUCCUGUAGGGUGCCAGUCUGGAUAAGCCCACCCAAGUCCUUCCCUUUGAUCCAAUGCCGCCCCCACGCCUUCUCCCCUGCACCCUGCUGGGGCACAGCCAUCCAAUGGCUCCUUGGCCCGAUUCUGCUUUGGUGCUUGUCAGGGAGCAGGGCCAAAGGUGAAACGGGAGAUCGGGGAUCAGAGAGCAAAACAGUCUUAGGCGAAAGAAAGGUUGCUUUCACUUUGCAGCAGGUGCUUACUUUUGAACACCCAACAAACGAAGAGAGGCUAGAGACGAAUUCUCGCCCUUGUGCCGCGCUGGAGACCGAAUUACGUUCCUAGAGGAAUGGUCAAGGGCUUGCUGCUAGAGGCACGGGAGGGCAAGCCUGUGUCCCCAGGUUCUUAGCCAGGACAUGAAGAGGCUUGCUGGGCCCUCGUGGGGAGUCCCAAGCGCUUUCUUUCCGUUCCUGGCUCUGCCUAGAACGAGGGAGCUCCCAGAUUGCAAAAGUGUGUCUGCUCCCGCUUCCCCUAUGCCUGCUCGGUGCUUGAGGAACUUCCUGGGUUUGGGUUGGAUUGGGUUGGGUGGGCUUUGGGGGAGGGGGCAGGCCUCGUUGGCUCCUUCCCACAGAUGCACCUGGCAUUGCUAGGCUGCAGCACAUCUGCGCUUUUACACUCAGCUGGUGGGUGGGUGUGCUUCUGCCCAAGACCUUCGCCCUCCAGCCCAUUGGCAGUGAAGUCCAGAAGGGAUAAGGCUUGAGGGGAGGGGUGUCAAAGAGGCACCGGGAAGAUCAGAUAACUAAAUUAAUUGCCCCAACAAGUAAGGGGGAAUACUGAUUUUUCAUGGUGUCUUGGGGCAUUUAUUCCGGCAGAGGCCUGGUGCUGAGUUUCUCCGCAACAGCCAUGCCUGGCAGAAGGGUGCUUCAGGUGAUCCACGUGUCAUGUUCAUCUGCUCGGAGCAUUCAUGGGCUCUUCCCCCCACCCCAGCUUUCCCUUGUGCUGUGAACGUGGUCCUGUCUCGUACCUCCCCUCUCUCGCUUCGCUCCCCAGCUUGAGUUGCAUCUGCUGAGUGCUUGCUUUCCUCUGCAGCCAGCCAGGAAGAGGCCAACGGAAGAGGUGCCAUUCUGGGUAAGCCAGAGCACCUGCAGCUGACGGGGUGCUGGUCUGCUCCAUGCCAUCCCCUGCCAGCCAUGCAUUUUGUACCAGUCUAUAAAUAAAAGUAUAUAAAUAAAUAUAAAUAUAAAUAUAAAUAUAUAAAUACAAUA